AUGGAUUUGUUAUUAUUAUUUUGGUUGGUGAAUAAGAGCUUUGCGUUGCAGGUCGAUUUUUUUAUAUUAUUUUUGCUUUGUAGUGGGAUGUUUUUUUUUUUUUUUUUUUUUCCGUGGGAGGAUGGCUUUGUGUUGGCUGUUGGAAUGAAGUUUUUUUUUUUCUGCUUUUUAUUCUAUUUGCACUUUUUUUUGUUGUCUCUGUCUGUCUGUGUGUCUCUCUCUCUCUCUCUGUGUGUGUGGGGGGGUUAUGUUUGGGAUGACGGCGGAAGGAUGGGGUUGAAUUAUACGAGUAAGGCUCAUCAGGCCGAACAGGAGGCGUCGAAGACUCCUGAAAGAGGAGAAGUGAGUGCGGGAUUUCCACUGGGCAAUGUCUUUGCGUUGCAGGAACCGAAGCACGCCCUGGCUGGUUUAUCCGGUGCCGCGCAGAAUCUUGUCGUUGGCGUGGGCGUUGGCCUUGGAAGCCUGUUGGCACUUCCGGUCGUGAAUGGGCAUAGGGACGGAGCGAAGGGGGUUGCUAAGGGUGUCGCCAUGGGUGUUGCUGCUUUGGUUGGCAUGACAACCUAUGGCGUGGCGACAGGGGCGAGGCAGUUUGCGAAGGGUGUGUACAACACAAAAGAAGCGGUUGUAGAGGCGGCAAGGGGCGAGCGUUACUGGGACAGUCAGCAGGGCCGUUGGGUGGACGUGCAUCUCGAUUCUGCCUUUGCCGAGCUGCCGGCGGGCGAUGAGGACCUUUUCACGCAGGCACGCGAGGCGUUUGGGAAGAUGUUCACGGGGAUAUCUUCCAAUACAACCCAUGCCAGUGAGGGAGCGGCAGCGGCGCCCUUGAAGGACUAUUAUGCCAUCAUGGGCGUUCAAGGACGGCGACAGCGGC
Messenger RNA from Trypanosoma cruzi, 871 nucleotides. RefSeq names its product chaperone DnaJ protein, putative. The transcript has a single exon. The record is from RefSeq and is a predicted model, not a curated record. Lineage: Eukaryota; Euglenozoa; Kinetoplastea; Trypanosomatida; Trypanosomatidae. The annotation marks the transcript as partial.